AUGGAGGAGCGGAGGGCAGAGGACCUCGGGGCGGCGACUCUGGGAGAACGGGCACUGGAUUGCGACGAUGACCGCCAGGAAAGUCCUUCAACCUCGCCCCCUGUGGAGGUGGCGGAGGAGGCUGCCAGUGACGUGGCCAAAAUAUCGUCCUCUCUGCCCGUCAACGAAAAAUACAGGAUUCCGAGGCAAAACCGAACGCGAUGCCGCAUCCAUGACCAGGAGACCUACGAGCACAUGUAUUGGCGCAGCUUACACGACGCCGACUCGUUUUGGAGAGAGCAAGCGACGGAGAUGCUGCGGUGGACUUCGCCCUUCACGAAAGUCUUCCACGGGCGCAUGGAAGACGGCAACGUCUCCUGGUUCUUGAACGGGAAACUCAACGUCUGCGACAACUGCGUCGAUCGGUGGGCGGAGAAGUUCCCCAACCGCGUCGCGCUCAUCUGCGAGGGCGACGACCCCGACCAGAGCCGAACGGUCACCUACCGGAAGCUUCUUCGCAAAGUCUGCCAGUUCGCCAACAUGCUGAAACGACUCGGGGUGCGCAAGGGCGACGUCGUGAGCAUCUACCUGCCCAUGGGACCCGAAAUCGUCUACGCCAUGCUCGCGUGUGCGCGUAUCGGCGCCAUUCACAGCGUCAUCUUUGCCGGGUUCGCCGCAAGCAGCCUGGCGGAGAGGAUUCAAGACGCCAACAGCCGCCUGGUCAUCACAGCUGACCAGAGCUCGCGAGGCGGCAAGACCAUCUUCCUGAAAGACAUCACCGAUGAGGCACUCGAGUCCUGCCCUCAAGUCCAAAAUCUCGUCGUCUUCAGAUGCAAGGGCCAGCCGCUCAAGAACUGGGUCGAGGGCAGAGACAUUUGGGGAAACGACUUGAUGCCGCAGAUGCAGCCCUACUGCCCUCUGGAGGUCAUGGAUAGCGAGGAUCCGCUGUUCAUUCUCUACACUUCGGGGUCCACUGGGAAACCCAAGGGCCUGUGCCACAGCACCGCAGGCUACCUGCUCUACGCGGCGCUGACGCACAAGUGCGUCUUCGAUUACCACCCCGGAGACAUCUUUGCCUGCGUCGCGGACUGCGGCUGGAUCACGGGACACUCCUACGUGGUCUACGGGCCUCUCUGCAACGGCGCGACGACGCUGCUUUUCCAAUCUAUCCCAACCUACCCCGACCCCGGCAGGUACUGGCAGAUGAUUGAAAAGUGGAAGGCCUCUCAGUUCUACACGGCUCCCACCGCUCUCCGGGCGCUGAUGCGCUACGGAGACAGCUGGCCAGCCAAGUACGAUCUCUCGAGUCUGCGCGUGCUCGGGUCGGUCGGCGAGCCGAUCAACCCCGAGGCCUGGCGCUGGUACGCGAGCGUGAUUGGUCAGAACCGCUGCUCAGUCGUGGACACGUACUGGCAGACGGAGACUGGCGGCCACGUUUUGACUCCGAUCCCCGGCGCGACCGUCACGAAGCCGGGCUCGGCCGCCCUCCCUUUCUUCGGCAUCGAACCCGCGGUCCUCGACCCCGUCACGGGCGAAGAGAAGAAGGGGAACAACGUCUGCGGCGUGCUCUGUAUCCGCCGACCGUGGCCAGGCGUGGCGCGGACGGUCCACGGCGCCCACAUCCGCAUGAUGAGCACGUACUACUGGCCAUACAAGGGCUGCUUCUUCACUGGAGAUGGCGUCUUCAGGGAUGCUGACGGGUACUACUGGAUCACCGGACGGGUCGACGAUACUCUGAACGUCUCAGGCCACCGUCUGACGACAGCGGAGAUCGAGCACGCGCUUGUGCAGCACGAGGAUGUCGCUGAGGCGGCGGUCGUCGGCGUGCCGCACGAGGUCAAGGGGUCAGGCAUCUUUUGCUUCACCGUUCUCAAGGAAUCGGUCCCGGAGCGGCCGCAGCUGGAGGACGAGCUGAAGCGCGUGGUGAGGAAGCACAUCGGCCCUAUCGCGACGCCUGACUACAUCGUGAUUGCCAAAGAUCUCCCCAAGACGAAGAGCGGGAAAAUUAUGCGACGUCUUCUUCGCAAAAUUGCAGCCCUCGAGACUGACGAGUUCGGGGAUACGAGCACGCUUGUGAAUCCCGCAUGUCUCCACGUCCUGAUUGAAGACGCGAAGCGCGUGCGCGCUGGGCCUGCGCCCGCGAAGAAUGCCGACGACUCUCAGGCCGUGAAGGCAUAA
Besnoitia besnoiti is the source of this 2157-nucleotide messenger RNA. RefSeq names its product putative Acetyl-coenzyme A synthetase 2. The transcript is spliced from 15 exons. Gene Ontology annotation, molecular function: AMP binding; acetyl-CoA synthetase activity. NCBI's taxonomy places the organism in Eukaryota, Apicomplexa, Conoidasida, Eucoccidiorida, Sarcocystidae. The record is from RefSeq and is a predicted model, not a curated record. Bases 1 to 2157 code for a protein of 718 amino acids.